This is a messenger RNA of Gossypium arboreum, 4636 nucleotides long. RefSeq lists its product as uncharacterized. Gene Ontology annotation, molecular function: small GTPase binding. Gene Ontology annotation, cellular component: nuclear envelope; cytosol. Gene Ontology annotation, biological process: protein import into nucleus. The record is from RefSeq and is a predicted model, not a curated record. Bases 370 to 3411 code for a protein of 1013 amino acids. NCBI's taxonomy places the organism in Eukaryota, Viridiplantae, Streptophyta, Magnoliopsida, Malvales, Malvaceae. The transcript has 24 exons.
UAUUAUAUAUAUAUAUAUACUGCGAGUAGGAAGUAAAUAGAGAGAAAGGGCUGAGUGAGUGAGGUGAAGAGCAUAAAAUAGCUGCUAAAAAGGCUUAAAAGACGGUGGUCCUGCACCAUCUCUUCUUCUUCACUUCCUCAUUUCAUCAUCGUCUUCACCAAGAUCUCUCGUAUCACUUUAGCCAAACAGAAGAGAAAGCUUGAAAAUAACUCCAUCUAAGAAACCUCACCAUCUAUCAUCCAUUUGAUGUGAAAAAGCCUCCUCCGCCCUUUCCGAAUCUUCUCGCGACUCACCAGUCCGACUCGCUAACUCGACUCAGCUUGUUCUCUUACUAGAAAGUUUUAAGAGAGAAGAUUUUAGGAUAUACCGAUGGCGCUCUCGGUUUCUGAUUUGUCUGCCAUAUACUCGUUGCUCGCCAACUCAAUGAGUCAAGAUGAGUCUAUUCGCAAACCGGCUGAGUCGGCUCUUGCUCAAUCUGAAAGCAGGCCUGGUUUCUGCUCUUGUCUUAUGGAAGUGAUUACAGCGAAAGAUUUAGCUUCGCAAGUGGAUAUUCGAUUAAUGGCUUCUGUAUAUUUCAAAAACAGUAUUAAUCGGUAUUGGAGGAAGCGACGCGAUUCCUCGGGGAUAAGCAAUGAAGAGAAACAACAUUUAAAACAAAAAUUGUUAUCACACUUGAGAGAAGAGAAUUAUCAGAUAGCUCAAAUGCUGGCAGUGCUUAUUUCAAAAAUUGCUCGCUUUGACUAUCCCCGGGAAUGGCCAGAGCUUGUCUCAUUUCUUGCACAGCAGCUCCCAUCCGCUGAUGUUCUUACCUCCCACAGGAUUUUUAUGAUUCUCUUUAGAACUUUGAAAGAAUUAUCCACAAAACGUCUUACUGCAGACCAAAGGAAUUUUGCAGAGAUCUCAUCCCAUUUAUACAAAUAUUGCUGGCAUAUUUGGCAGAGUGAUUUACAAACAAUAUCACAUGGUUUUUCUAUAAUCACACAGAGCUAUAAUUCAAAUGGAAAGGAGCAGCAUCAUGAUGAUCUUUAUCUAACAUGUGAGAGAUGGUUGUUUUGUCUAAAGAUAAUAUGUCAAUUAGUGAUUUCAGGGUUUCAAAGUGAUGCAAAAUGUAUACAGGAGAUAAGACCAGUCAAAGAGGUCUCUCCUGUGCUUUUGAAUGCUGCCCAAUCAUUUCUUCCAUACUAUACAUCUUUGCAGAAUAGACAUCCUAAAUUUUGGGAGUUUAUAAAGAGGGCAUGUACUAAAUUGAUGAAGGUUCUAGUUGCAAUUCAACAAAGGCAUCCUUAUUCUUUUGGUGAUAUAUGCGUCCUUCAACCUGUUCUAAAUUUCUGCUUAAAUAAGAUUACAGAUCCUGAGCCAGAUAUAUUAUCCUUUGAGCAAUUCCUGAUUAAGUGUAUGGUAAUGGCUAAAAGUGUAUUUGAAUGUAAAGAAUAUAAACCAAGUGUUACUGGACGGGUUAUGGAUGAGAAUGGUGUUACACUAGAGCAGAUGAAGAAAAACAUUUCUAAUGCUGUUGCUGGUGUUUUGACUAGACUUCUGCCCAAUGAACGGAUAGUACUUUUAUGCAAUGUGUUAAUAAGGAGGUAUUUUGUUCUAACCACGAGUGAUUUGGAGGAAUGGUAUGAGAAUCCUGAGGUUUUUCAUCAUGAGCAGGAUAUGGUUCAAUGGACAGAGAAACUGAGGCCUUGUGCGGAGGCUUUAUAUAUUGUAUUGUUUGAAAACCACAGUCAACUGCUGGCUCCUAUUGUGGUGUCCAUCCUUCAAGAGGCAAUGAAUGGUUGCCCAACUUCUACAUCUGAAAUAACUCCGGGGUUACUUCUUAAAGAUGCUGCCUAUGGUGCCGCUGCAUAUGUAUAUUAUGAGCUCUCAAAUUAUCUCAGCUUCAGAGAUUGGUUUAAUGGUGCUUUAUCCCUUGAACUUUCUAAUGAUCAUCCAAAUAUGCGUAUCAUCCACCGGAAAGUUGCUCUAAUACUGGGACAAUGGGUUUCUGAGAUAAAGGAUGACACAAAAAGAGCUGUAUAUUGUGCCUUGAUACGGUUGUUACAGGACAAAGACUUAUCUGUGAGGCUGGCAGCCUGUCGAUCCUUAUGUUUACAUGUUGAAGAUGCAAACUUUUCAGAGAAAGAUUUUUCUGAUCUACUUCCUGUUUGUUGGGGUUCAUGUUUUAAGUUGGUCAAAGAAGUUCAAGAGUUUGAUUCAAAGGUCCAGGUUUUAAAUUUGAUUUCUGUUCUUCUUGGCCAUGUCAAUGAAGUCAUCCCAUAUGCCAGCAACUUGAUGCAUUUUUUCCAGAUGGUUUGGGAGGAAUCUUCUGGAGAAAGCCUUCUACGGAUACAGCUUCUUAUUGCUUUGCGGAACUUUGUUAUUGCCCUUGGAUAUCAGUCACCUAGUUGUUACAGCAUGCUCUUGCCCAUUCUUCAGAAAGGGAUUGAUAUAAAUGGCCCUGAUGAACUCAAUCUUUUGGAGGAUAGCAUGCUGUUAUGGGAAGCCACACUGUCUCAUGCACCUGCAAUGGUGCCUCAACUCUUAGCAUAUUUCCCAUGUCUUUUGGAAAUCCUGGAAAGAAAUUUUGACCAUUUGCAGGUAGCUGUUGAUAUUAUUGAAGAUUACAUUAUUUUGGGUGGAAGGGAAUUUCUUAGCAUGCACGCUUCCAGUGUGGCUAAACUUCUAGAUCUCAUUGUUGGAAACGUCAACGAUAGAGGGCUGCUUUCAAUUCUUCCCAUCAUUGACAUUCUAAUACUGUGUUUCCCCAUGGAAGUGCCGCCAUUAAUCAGCAGUACUUUACAAAAACUAGUUGUUAUUUGCUUGAGUGGAGAUGAUGGUGAUCCUUCCAAGACGGCCGUGAAAGCAUCUUCAGCUGCUAUCAUAGCAAGGAUUUUGGUGAUGAAUACCAACUAUCUUGCACAACUAACAUCAGAACCUUCUCUUUCAUCAGUACUGCAGCAAACUGGUGUAGCUAUUGAAGAUAAUAUUCUUCUUUCUCUAGUUGGCGUAUGGCUUGACAAGGUAGACAAUGUAUCUUUGCCCCAGAAGAAAGCAUUUGGACUAGCACUUUCCAUAAUUUUAACUUUAAGGUUGCCUCAAGUACUAGACAAACUAGAUCAAAUACUAAGUGUUUGCACUAGUGUAAUUCUCGGAGGGACUGAUGACUUAACCGAGGAAGAGUCAAGAAAUUGCAGUGGUGAUAACAUGAGCUAUGGCAGGUCGCACGAUGAGGAUUUGCUUCCUAGUAAGGAGUUAAGGAGAAGACAGAUCAAAGUCUCGGACCCUAUCAACCGGUUAUCAUUAGAAAACUCAGUGAGAGACAACCUUCAAACUUGUGCUGCCCUUCAUGGAGAGUCGUUUAAUUCUGCCAUUGCUAAAAUACAUCCAGCAGCUUUUGCACAGUUGAAGCAGGCGCUAAAGAUGCCAUAAGCCAGCAUUGAUGUUCUCUUUUAUCAACUGAGGUCUUUCUUUCCCGGCUGAUUAUUUUCCAUUUUUCCAAAGAUUGAGAAAACAUUUAGGUGAUAUUGAAGGUUUCUGUUGAGAUGAAUUUGGUGGUGUUUCCUACAUUCUUUGUAUAUUUUCCUAAAUGGCCGCUUGGCUUGGAGUGUGUUGAUUUAUUCAUCUGUUACAUGGGCAACAAAAAAAAGACUGUAAAUAGCCCUGCUGCAGUGAGUUCAUGGUCUUUUUAGUCUUUUACUUGCGAGCGAGCGAAAUGAAAGUUUUUUAUUUUUCUUGAAAACAAAUUAAAGAGAAUAUCUGGAGGGAUUUCUUACUUCUGGGUUUUUCCAGUUUUCUUGGGAUCAAUAUCAAUGAGUUCCGAUUUCAUUUGCUUUUUUUUUUUUUUUAAAAAAAAAUUUAAACAAGAAGCACAAGACUGUAAAGUGCAUGCAUUCCCCGAAAGAGCUUUGAAACCAACCCUUAAGCCAAACUAAUAUACACUAGAAAAGAGCGAAACCUCAAGCCAAAAUACCUUUUAAAACAAUAGCAACCAACAAGCACAGCACCAGCAACCAGUCGACCGGCCACUUUGGAAAUGGUUUUUAUUUUCAGAGAGGGGCUAGACGUUCCAGAAGAAAUGGGAAACUCGAAAAGAAUACAUUAUUGUUCAAAUUGAAUACCUCUGUAUUAAUACUGGUAAACCAGAUAUAAAGGAUUCAUUCAAUUCUACAUUGAAAUUACUUUUAGAAUUGUGAUUUUAAAUCCAACUAGAAGGCAAAUUUCCAUCAAAACAUCGGUUUGCCCUUCAAACCAAACGUAAUACCUUUAGAUUUUCCAAAUUAAAACUCUUACAAUUCCAUGCAGACAAAACAAACAAACCCUCCCAUCCACAGGUUCCAACAUAAUUUGAUUUUUUUGCAAAUAUUAAGAAAACUACGUAACCUGAGUGGGAAUAUAUUUAUAUAAUUCUCUCCUUAAACCACUAAAUAUUUUUUUAUAAUAAACUUACUCGAGUAUAUUGUUGCUUUCUCUUUCAGGUCUAUGCUUUUGAAGCAGCCUCAUCCUUCUCAUCUUCCUCUGUUUUUGCUUCAUCUUUGACGGCUUCCUUGGUGUCGGAGGCAACGACCGUAUCUUCUUCUUUACCGUCACUUUUACUUUCUCCAACACUCAACUUGUCGAGGAGAUCAGCAGUGACUGUGGCGUCUUUAUUUUCCUC